Penicillium expansum is the source of this 1311-nucleotide messenger RNA. RefSeq names its product Glycoside hydrolase, superfamily. Gene Ontology annotation, cellular component: extracellular region. The coding region runs from base 1 to 1311 and encodes 436 amino acids. Gene Ontology annotation, molecular function: chitinase activity; chitin binding. Lineage: Eukaryota; Fungi; Ascomycota; Eurotiomycetes; Eurotiales; Aspergillaceae. The record is from RefSeq and is a predicted model, not a curated record. The transcript has 4 exons. Gene Ontology annotation, biological process: carbohydrate metabolic process; chitin catabolic process.
AUGUUCAAACGUCUCGCACUUGGCCUACUGGCCGUUCAGUCCGUGGCUGCCACCCGGUUUGCCAUGUACAUUGACGAAUACCAUAUAGCCGAUCUCCCGGGCCAGGAAAAGACCGAGGGCAUUGACCAUGCGAUCAUGAGCUUCGCUGCAGCAAAGCUAUUCAACUCGGACUCACCGGCAGCUUACACGCCAUUUGAGGCCCCCGAGACUAUGCGAAAGCGCUUCAGUCCCGAUACCAAGCUAAUGGUCGCUAUUGGUGGCUGGGGUGACACCACUGGUUUCUCCGAGGGAGCAAAAGACGAGGCUUCGCGCACACGAUUUGCCAAGAAUGUCGCUGCGAUGCUCGACGCAAAUGGAUUCGACGGCGUCGAUAUCGACUGGGAGUAUCCCGGCGGCAACGGCGAUGACUACAAAGACGUGCCGAAUUCGAAGAAAGUGGGCGAGAUCGAAACCUACCCUCUCUUCCUCGAAGCUAUCCGCGAAGCAAUCGGCGACAAGAUCCUCUCUAUCGCAGUACCCGGUCGUAAGCAGGACUUCAUCGCCUUCACCAAGGAGCAGGGUCCUAAGAUCUUCGAGCCUGUCGAUAUGGUCAAUGUCAUGACCUACGAUUUGACCAACCGCCGUGAUAACGUUACCAACCACGCCAGCGGUGUUCAAAACUCCUUGGACACUAUCAACGAGUACCUCGCCAUUGGGGCUGAUCCCGAAAAGCUCAAUCUUGGCUUCGCGUACUACGCUAAGUGGUUCACCACCGACCCUAACUCCGAUUGCAAUGAGAACCCUCUCGGUUGCCAUCUUGCCAAGCUCGAGACCGACGAUGGAAAGGACAAUGGCAAAUCCGGUGCUUUGACUUUCGAGGCCGGCAAUGUCGCUGCUGCGCCCAAGGACCUGAAGGAUAGCAACGAUGGAACGUGUGGAUUUGGAGCGAAAGCCAAGUGCCCAUCAGGACAGUGCUGCAGUUCUUCCGGCUUCUGCGGAACUACCGACCAGUUCUGCCAAGCUGGAUGUCUCUCGGACUACGGUACGUGCAAGGGUGUCUCCAUUACAGAGUCAUGGCGCAAAGCUCAGAAGGACGGCAAGACCGACGAGGUGGGCGGUGGUCAAUACUACUUCGACAGCGAUAACAACAUUUUCUGGACCUGGGAUACCCCCGCGAUGAUUGCCCGCAAGUUCACGGAAAUUGUUGCGGAGAAGAACCUUGGUGGUGUCAUGGCUUGGAGCUUGGGUGAGGAUACCUACAAUUUUGAGCACUUGGAGGCUAUGCAGAAGGGUCUUGAGUCUCACACCCCCAAGGCUGUGGACCAUGCCUAG